Acinonyx jubatus (cheetah) is the source of this 4064-nucleotide messenger RNA. It is a transcript of the gene CLCN6, whose product is annotated as chloride voltage-gated channel 6. Gene Ontology annotation, molecular function: voltage-gated chloride channel activity. The coding region runs from base 203 to 2812 and encodes 869 amino acids. Gene Ontology annotation, biological process: transmembrane transport; chloride transport. The record is from RefSeq and is a predicted model, not a curated record. NCBI's taxonomy places the organism in Eukaryota, Metazoa, Chordata, Mammalia, Carnivora, Felidae. The transcript is spliced from 23 exons. Gene Ontology annotation, cellular component: lysosomal membrane; intracellular membrane-bounded organelle.
GCCGCGCCCAGAGGUCCCUUUGGAAGUGGUCCCUCCACCGUCAUGUGACGCGGGCCCUCGCCCCACCCGUCUGCAGCCACUCCCUGUCUCGGUCCCAAGCUCGAGAGGGCCACGUGACACUGUCGGGGCCAGUCACGUGAGGCGCGGAUUCUGGGUGGGAGGGGGUCGGUGGAGGGUUCCGGAGUGGCAGUGAAGGAGGGAGAUGGCGGGGUGCAGGGGGUCCCUGUGCUGCUGCUGCAGGUGGUGCUGCUGCUGCGGUGAGCGUGAGACCCGCACCCCCGAGGAGCUGACCAUCCUUGGAGAAACACAGGAGGAGGAGGAUGAGAUCCUUCCAAGGAAAGACUAUGAGAGUUUGGAUUAUGAUCGCUGUAUCAACGACCCUUACCUGGAAGUUUUGGAGACCAUGGACAAUAAGAAAGGUCGCAGGUAUGAGGCGGUGAAGUGGAUGAUGGUGUUUGCCAUUGGAGUCUGCACUGGGCUGGUGGGUCUCUUUGUGGACUUUUUCGUGCGCCUCUUCAGCCAGCUCAAGUUCGGAGUGGUUCAGACCUCGGUGGAGGAAUGCAGCCAGAAAGGGUGCCUUGCCCUGUCCCUCCUCGAGCUCUUGGGUUUCAACUUGACCUUUGUCUUCCUGGCAAGCCUUCUCGUCCUGAUUGAGCCAGUGGCAGCAGGUUCUGGAAUACCUGAAAUCAAAUGCUACCUGAACGGUGUGAAGGUGCCCGGAAUUGUCCGUCUCCGAACCCUGCUCUGCAAAGUCUUUGGAGUGCUGUUCAGUGUGGCUGGAGGGCUCUUUGUGGGGAAGGAAGGCCCCAUGAUCCACAGUGGAGCAGUGGUGGGAGCUGGCCUGCCUCAGUUUCAGAGCAUCUCCUUACGGAAGAUCCAGUUUAACUUUCCCUAUUUCCGAAGUGACAGAGACAAGCGGGACUUUGUAUCAGCGGGGGCAGCUGCUGGAGUUGCUGCAGCUUUCGGGGCUCCCAUCGGGGGGACCCUGUUCAGUCUGGAGGAGGGCUCAUCCUUUUGGAACCAGGGGCUCACGUGGAAAGUGCUCUUUUGUUCCAUGUCCGCCACCUUCACCCUCAACUUCUUUCGUUCUGGGAUUCAGUUUGGGAGUUGGGGUUCCUUCCAGCUCCCUGGAUUGCUGAACUUUGGCGAGUUUAAGUGCUCUGACUCUGAUAAAAAAUGUCAUCUCUGGACAGCUAUGGAUUUGGGUUUCUUCGUCGUGAUGGGGGUCAUUGGGGGCCUCCUGGGAGCCACAUUCAACUGUCUGAACAAGAGGCUUGCAAAGUACCGUAUGCGAAACGUGCACCCGAAACCUAAGCUCGUCAGAGUCUUAGAGAGCCUCUUGGUGUCCUUGGUAACCACUGUGGUGGUGUUCAUGGCCUCGAUGGUGUUAGGAGAAUGCCGACAGAUGUCUUCUUCGAGUCAAAUCGGUAAUGACUCAUUCCAGCUCCAGGUCACAUCAGAAGAUGUCAAUUCAAGUAUCAAGACCUUUUUUUGUCCCAACGAGACCUACAAUGACAUGGCCACACUCUUCUUCAAUCCCCAGGAGUCUGCCAUCCUUCAGCUUUUCCACCAGGACGGCACUUUCAGCCCUGUCACCCUGGCCUUGUUCUUCGCCCUCUAUUUCCUGCUCGCGUGUUGGACCUAUGGCGCUUCUGUUCCUAGUGGCCUGUUUGUGCCUUCCCUGCUGUGUGGAGCCGCUUUUGGGCGUUUAGUUGCCAAUGUCCUCAAAAGCUACAUCGGCUUGGGCCAUAUCUAUUCGGGGACCUUCGCCCUGAUCGGUGCCGCAGCCUUCCUGGGUGGGGUCGUGCGCAUGACCAUCAGUCUGACGGUCAUCCUGAUUGAGUCUACCAACGAGAUCACUUAUGGGCUCCCCAUUAUGAUCACUCUGAUGGUGGCCAAAUGGACGGGAGACUUUUUCAACAAGGGCAUUUAUGACAUCCACGUGGGCUUGCGAGGCGUACCACUUUUGGAGUGGGAGACAGAGGUGGAAAUGGACAAACUGAGAGCCAGUGACAUCAUGGAGCCCAACCUGACCUACGUCUACCCGCACACCCGCAUCCAGUCUCUGGUUAGCAUCCUGCGCACCACGGUCCACCACGCCUUCCCGGUGGUCACGGAGAACCGGGGCAACGAGAAGGAGUUCAUGAAGGGCAACCAGCUCAUCAGUAACAACAUCAAAUUCAAGAAGUCCAGCAUCGUCACCCGGGCCGGCGAACAGCGCAGGCGGAGCCAGUCCAUGAAGUCGUACCCGUCGAGCGAGCUGCGGAACGUGUGUGACGAGCACGUCCCCGAGGAGCCGGCCGAGAAGGAGGACCUUUUGCAGCAGAUGCUGGAGCGGAGAUACACUCCCUACCCCAACCUAUACCCCGACCAGUCCCCGAGCGAAGACUGGACCAUGGAGGAGCGCUUCCGCCCUCUGACCUUCCACGGCCUGAUCCUGCGGUCACAACUGGUCACCCUGCUCGUCCGAGGAGUUUGUUACUCUGAAAGUCAAUCAAGCGCCAGCCAGCCUCGCCUUUCGUACGCCGAGAUGGCUGAGGAUUACCCGCGGUACCCGGACAUCCACGACCUGGACCUGACGCUGCUGAACCCACGCAUGAUUGUGGACGUCACCCCGUAUAUGAACCCUUCGCCCUUCACCGUUUCACCUAACACCCACGUCUCUCAAGUUUUCAACCUGUUCAGAACGAUGGGCCUGCGGCACUUGCCCGUGGUGAAUGCCGUGGGGGAGAUCGUUGGGAUCAUCACUCGACACAACCUGACGUUCGAGUUUCUGCAUGCCCGACUACGGCAGCACUACCAGACCAUCUGAUGGGCCAGGGUGGCCAGCCCACCCUCUCCCAGAGCUGCCUGAGGGCGCAGCUCACUCAUGCUCCGCCGCCACGGCUGGCUGGGGCCGUGCCAGGGCACGGAAGAUUCCCACACACCCACUCGCUCGGAAAGCCUACAAUCAUCGAACACUUCGCUGGUCAGAGAUCCCGGGGGUGGUAUUGCACCAGGAGAGCGUGACCUUGCCCGACUCUCUCAGCAAGUAUCUUCCUGUCUCCUGCUCACUGCUUUCCUGCCGACCAGCAUCGGCUCAGGCCCCAGGCCCCUCCACCCCACUAGUGCCAGGACCAGAGGGGACGUCAGGCCUCACCCCCCGGAGAGUGACCCCCAGAGCAGUUUUCCCGCCCCUCCCUGCUGCUUUCCUAGGGAGCCCAGCUGUUGCCUUAAAUUGUAACAGGAGGGACUUUGACCAAGGCAGACACUGGGGCAAGCGCCAGUCGCAAAAUUAAGUGAAUUCCCAAAUUUAGGGAUUGGGCGGUGAGAAAAUGACCCCUUUCGGGGAGGUCUUCCUUCGUUGGGACCCUUAACUCGAUGUGCUCAGCAGUUCGUUUGGAGGAAGCACCUGUUUUCUGGAGGCGGCUGCUCUGGGCGCACCCCUGCGGCCGCGGUCUCCGUGGGGGCGGCGCCUUCCAGAAGCACAAAGCAUUAAGGUCCCACUGAUCGUCCCUGAGAUAAGUCUGACCAUACGCCCCGAUUUACAACCCCCCCCCCAGUUUUUAACAUUUCAGCUUCUCUCUCCUCCGGUCCGUCCCUCGUCCCUUUGAUCUGCAUUGCCUAACUUUCCUUCAGUUCUUACGUGCGUCUUCCUGGUGAAGCAGGAGGAUCUUGGCGUUCCCCCCCGCCACCCCAAGUUAGCUAAAAGGGCGCCCCACGACCAAGCUGCUCUACCUAACUCCGGGGGGGUGGUACAGUUGUGUCUCAGACAGAAAGAAGCGAGCCCUGAGCCAGUGACCUCGGCAGUAACGUGAUGUGGCUGGAGAAGCCAGUGUCAGGAUGAAGCUUCUUCCCGGAGGACGGUGUGUGCCCCUCACAAACCUCUCUCAGCCCCCUGCUGCCAACCAGUCCCCAGGGUGGGCAGGACCAGGCCCUGAGGCUAUAGCGUUAAUCUUAGGAAGGAGGCGUCUGGCUGUCAGUGACCUGCCUCCCUCCGGGCCGGGUGGUCCUCUGACUGGGCACCCAAAGCGAGCACUUGCCAUCGGGUAUUUGCAUUUCUCCCCUGUCAAACCCCCCCCCCC